AUGGAUUCAGCAUCAGGAGCCGGAGCACCCGACCCGAAUGGAGGAGAGGGUUCAUCAUCGGCGACUGGUGGUGGAGGUAGAGGAGGCGCCGCAGAUGGUGGUGGGUCAACAUCAACACCACCGAGUCGGUACGAGUCACAGAAGCGUCGAGACUGGAACACUUUCUUGCAGUACCUGAAGAACCACAAGCCACCGUUGACAUUAGCCCGUUGCAGCGGAGCUCACGUGCUCGAAUUCCUCAAGUAUCUUGACCAGUUCGGGAAGACGAAGGUGCACGUGAACGGGUGCCCCUACUUCGGGCACCCAAACCCUCCGGCACCAUGUGCGUGCCCUUUGAAACAAGCUUGGGGCAGCCUCGACGCGCUCAUCGGACGUCUCAGAGCCGCCUACGAAGAGAACGGUGGUAAACCUGAGUCGAACCCUUUUGGUGCGAAAGCGGUGAGGAUAUAUUUGAGGGAAGUGAGAGAAAAUCAGGCCAAAGCUAGAGGGAUACCCUAUGAGAAGAAGAAGCGGAAAAGACCCACCGCCACGGGGGCGAAUGUAUCCGUAGCGGUGGCUACUAGUACUUCUCAAGUUGGUGAUGGAAGUAAUAGUGGUGGAGGUGAAGCUAUUGGUGGUGGUGCUACGGUGGCUCCUCCUGCUACUACAACAGUAUAG
Messenger RNA from Ilex paraguariensis (yerba mate), 657 nucleotides. The record is from the annotation of a GenBank genome assembly. NCBI's taxonomy places the organism in Eukaryota, Viridiplantae, Streptophyta, Magnoliopsida, Aquifoliales, Aquifoliaceae.